CUCUCUGCCCUAAUGUCAUAAAUCAGCGGCACUUGAGAACUCUGAAUUACCUCUUUUACAAGAGAUUUGUUGAGAAAACCAUGACUCAGGAGAAUUGGACAGAUCAUGUUCAGAGCACAGUUGGAGAGAAUCGAUGGCUUCAAGGGCACCUGAUACAGUUGCUAAUCAGUUACUGUGAUCUGAACACAGCGGCAAGAUGGGCACAACGCUGCAAUUUGCCCAAGGAGAUGCUACCUUAUGGAGUGGCUGAUGAGCUUCAAAAGCUUCAGAUCCAAGAGAGGGUAGAAGAGGCCUCAAAAGAAGAUCAUUAUGAAGAGAGUAGGAAGAAGGACUAUUACCAGCUUCCUAUUCCACGGGCAAAUAUUCACUUCCUGCAGACAUGGGAAGAGAUGCUGCAGUGCUGGGAAAAGGUGCUGCGGCCCGGGCAGGUUGUUGGCAUUGACAUGGAGUGGAGGCCCUCGUUCGGCAUGGUCGGGAAGCCCCGUGUCUCCCUCCUUCAAAUUGCUCUGAAGGAUGAAGUGUUCCUCCUUGACUUGCCACGGCUCCUUGAGCAAGCUGGGACGGAGGGUGAGAAGGAGAAGCUUCCUCAUUUCAUCCAGAUGCUCUAUUCAGAUGCAGCCAUCACUAAACUAGGGUAUGGGAUGUCUGAAGACCUUAAAAGCCUUGCAGCCACAUGGUCUGCUUUGAAAGACACAGAUAAGCAAGCACAAGGUGUGGUGGACCUGCUCACAGUAGACAAACAACUGCAGAAGAGCUCCAUUGACUGGAAGAAGGGCGGCCGGAAGGUCGAUGUACUGUCCCCAGAGCAGAGCUAUGAGGGUAGAAGGUUCAGGCAGCCAGAGAAAGGACUCAGCCUCUUGGUGCAACAUGUGCUGGGGAAACCUCUAGAUAAAACAGAGCAGCUGUCUAACUGGGAGAAACGGCCUCUGCGGGAGGAACAGAUACUCUAUGCAGCUUCAGAUGCGUACUGUUUGCUGGAGAUCUAUGAGAAACUCUGCAAGGAUCCAGCAAGCUUUGGUCUGAGUUCAGACCUGACUGAGAGUCUGGUGGGAAAACCAAGCAUAAAAGCCAGGUCCAAGAAGCAGCUGAAUAAACAAGAAGUACCAUCACCUUCUGGACAGGUUU
Messenger RNA from Phaethon lepturus (White-tailed tropicbird), 1125 nucleotides. Its product is annotated as exonuclease mut-7 homolog. Gene Ontology annotation, molecular function: 3'-5' exonuclease activity; nucleic acid binding. Gene Ontology annotation, biological process: nucleobase-containing compound metabolic process. The transcript is spliced from 8 exons. NCBI's taxonomy places the organism in Eukaryota, Metazoa, Chordata, Aves, Phaethontiformes, Phaethontidae. The annotation marks the transcript as partial. The record is from RefSeq and is a predicted model, not a curated record.